Cololabis saira (Pacific saury) is the source of this 4210-nucleotide messenger RNA. It is a transcript of the gene abcb11a, whose product is annotated as ATP-binding cassette, sub-family B (MDR/TAP), member 11a. The record is from RefSeq and is a predicted model, not a curated record. Gene Ontology annotation, cellular component: membrane. The coding region runs from base 149 to 3715 and encodes 1188 amino acids. The transcript is spliced from 24 exons. Gene Ontology annotation, biological process: transmembrane transport. Gene Ontology annotation, molecular function: ABC-type transporter activity; ATP hydrolysis activity; ATP binding. NCBI's taxonomy places the organism in Eukaryota, Metazoa, Chordata, Actinopteri, Beloniformes, Belonidae.
CAGACACAUUUGUGACUUAUGAGCUAGAGAUACAGGAGCUGAAAGACCCGAACAAGGAGUGUAGAAACAACACCAUCUUUUGGGUCAACGGCUCCAUUUAUGAAACAGCUGAGAACAACAGUGUCUUCUGGUGAAUAUUGAAGCUGAGAUGACCAACUUUGCAUAUUACUACAUUGGGAUUGGACUAGGAGUGCUUGUCGUUAGUUAUUUUCAGAUUGUCUUUUGGGUGACUGCUGCUGCGAGACAAACUCAGAGAAUCCGAAAGACUUACUUUAGAAAAGUCAUGCAGAUGGAGAUCGGGUGGUUCGACUGCAACUCUAUAGGGGAACUGAACACAAGGAUAUCUGAUGACAUCAAUAAGAUCAACAACGGCAUCGCUGAUCAGGUGUCUAUUUUCAUUGAGAGGAUUUCUACGUUUCUGUUUGGCUUCAUGGUCGGAUUCAUCGGCGGCUGGAAGCUGACUUUAGUGGUCAUAGCAGUGAGCCCCCUGAUUGGCAUAGCUGCUGGUCUGAUGGCCAUGGCAGUGUCCAGACUGACAGGAAGAGAGUUGGGGGCCUACGCCAAAGCAGGCGCGGUGGCUGACGAGGUCCUGUCGUCCAUCAGAACAGUGGCAGCUUUUGGCGGCGAGGAAAAAGAAGCCGAGAGAUAUGACAGAAACCUCAUAGAAGCUCAGAACUGGGGAGUGAAGAAAGGCUCCAUCAUAGGAGUGUUUCAAGGAUACUUGUGGUGCAUCAUCUUCCUCUGCUACGCUCUGGCGUUUUGGUACGGCUCUAAACUGGUCAUCGACACCAAAGAGCUGUCUCCUGGAAGUCUCAUUCAGGUCUUCUUUGGAGUACUUAUGGCUGCGAUGAACCUCGGCCAGGCCUCGCCAUGCCUGGAAGCCUUUGCAACUGGUCGGGCAGCAGCGAAGACUAUUUUUGAAACAAUCGACCGGGAACCUGAAAUUGAUUGUUUCUCAGAGGAGGGUUACAAACUAGACAAAGUCAAAGGUGACAUCGAGUUCCGCAAUGUCACGUUCUACUACCCGUCUCGCCCUGAAGUCAAGAUAUUAGAUGAUCUGAGCGUUAAGAUCGAAGCUGGAGAAACCACAGCGUUCGUUGGACCGAGUGGAUCUGGGAAGAGCUCUUCAAUCCAGCUCAUUCAAAGGUUUUAUGACCCAAAGGAAGGAACGGUGUAUUUGGACGGACAUGACGUUCGCACUUUGAACAUCCAGUGGCUCCGCUCUCUCAUUGGCAUUGUGGAGCAGGAGCCAGUGCUGUUUGCCACAACAAUCGCUGAGAACAUCCGGUACGGCCGACCUGGCGUGACCAUGGAGGACAUUGUCAUGGCAACAAAAGAAGCCAAUGCUUAUAAUUUCAUCAUGGAUCUACCGCAGAAAUUUGAUACACUCGUGGGUGAAGGUGGGGGCCAGAUGAGUGGAGGACAGAAGCAGAGGAUUGCUAUUGCUCGAGCUCUCAUCCGUAACCCUAAGAUCCUGUUGCUUGAUAUGGCCACAUCGGCCCUGGAUAACGAGAGUGAAGCUGUGGUCCAGGAGGCGCUGGAUAACGUGCGCUCAGGCAGGACAACGAUCUCUAUCGCCCACCGUCUCUCUACGAUUAGAAAUGCGGAUGUCAUUGUUGGAUUUGAGCGUGGACAGGCGGUGGAAAGAGGGACUCACAACGAGCUACUGGAAAGGCAAGGCGUCUACUUCACCCUCGUCACCCUGCAGAACCAAGGCUCACCCACCACAGCUCAUGAUGUGAUUAGUGAAGAUCCAAAUGAAGACUUUGGUUUCAAGUCAGGCAGCUUUAGACGUGGAAGCUGCAGGUCCAGUAAAAGGAACUCUUUUCGGCUGCGAUCUCAGAGCAAAUUGUCAAAUGAUUUUGUCCCGGAUGCAGUAUCAGGCAGCCUCGGGAUCCUCUCAGAUCUGGAGAUCACCGCAGAAAAUAUGCUUGACGAGGAUCCAGAUGAGCGUGUAGAGCCUGCUCCUGUUGCACGCAUCCUGAAGUACAACCAGCCAGAGUGGCCCUACAUGCUGCUGGGCUCUCUGGGAGCUGCGAUCAACGGCUCCGUCAACCCGGUCUACGCUGUCCUGUUCAGCCAGAUUCUUGGGACUUUUGCCAUACCAGACUUGAAUGAGCAGAGGGAGCAGAUCAAUGGCAUAUGUGUCCUGUUUUGCAUCGUGGCUGUGACAAGUUUCUUUUCACAGUUUAUGCAGGGUUAUGCCUUUGCGAAAUCUGGAGAGCUUCUCACUCGGCGUCUGAGGAAAGUGGGCUUCCAGGCCAUGCUGAGGCAGGAGGUCGGUUGGUUUGACGACCCUAUAAACAGUCCUGGAGCUCUGACCACAAGACUGGCCACAGAUGCAUCCAUGGUCCAGGGGGCGACAGGCUCUCAGAUUGGCAUGAUUGUGAACUCACUGACCAACAUAGGCGCCUCAUUCAUCAUCGCCUUCUACUUCAGCUGGAAGCUUACUUUGGUAAUAAUGUGCUUCCUACCCCUCAUUGGGCUGUCUGGGGUAGUCCAAGCCAAAAUGCUGACAGGUUUUGCAAAUGAAGACAAAAAAGCCAUGGAAGCAGCUGGUCGGGUGUCCAGUGAGGCUCUUGCCAACAUCAGGACCAUUGCAGGCUUGACCAAAGAGCGCUCAUUUGUGGAAUCAUAUGAGCAGAAACUUGAGCUUCCAUAUAAAUCUGCUAAAAAGAAAGGCAACAUUUACGGGCUCUGCUUCGGCUUUGCCCAGUGUGUCAUCUUCAUGGCUUAUGCUGCUUCCUUCAGAUACGGAGGCUACCUGGUCAGAGCAGAGGGGUUACCAUACAUGUUUGUCUUCAGAGUGAUCUCAGCUGUAGUAAUCAGUGGGACGGCUCUGGGCAGAGCUUCCUCCUUCACUCCAGAUUAUGCCAAAGCCAAAACUGCCGCUGCUCAGUUUUUCAAACUGCUGGACAGAGUUCCUAAAAUCAGCAUGAGCCACACAGACGGCCAGAAAUGGGAGGACUUCAGAGGGGAAAUACAGUUCCUUAACUGCAAGUUCACCUAUCCGACACGACCAAACAUCCAGGUGCUGAACGACCUCAUGGUUUCCGUGAAGCCUGGUCAGACUCUGGCUUUUGUCGGGAGCAGCGGCUGCGGAAAAAGCACCAGCGUUCAGUUACUGGAGCGGUUCUAUGACCCAGAUGAGGGGAAAGUGCUGAUUGAUGGCCAUCCAUCUCAUAUGGUCAAUGUGCCUUUUCUGAGAUCUCAGAUUGGCAUAGUGUCACAGGAGCCGGUUUUAUUUGACUGCAGCAUCGCAGAGAACAUACAAUAUGGAGAUAACGCACGCACUGUCAGCAUGGAAGAGAUCAUCGAAGCUUCCAAGAAAGCCUUUCUUCAUGACUUUGUGAUGGGUCUGCCAGAUAAAUAUGACACUCAGGUUGGUGCCCAAGGCUCCCAACUGUCGAGGGGGCAGAAACAACGGAUUGCUAUUGCCAGGGCCAUAGUGAGAAACCCCAGGAUCCUGCUGCUAGAUGAGGCCACCUCUGCCCUGGACACAGAAAGUGAACAGACUGUCCAGUCUGCUCUGGACGAGGCGAGGAAAGGAAGAACCUGCAUCGUCAUCGCUCACCGGCUGUCAACCAUCCAGACUGCUGACAUCAUAGCGGUGAUGUCUCACGGCGCUGUCAUAGAGCAGGGUACACAUGAUGAACUCAUGGCCAAGAGAGGCGCCUAUUAUAAACUGGUUACUACAGGCGCUCCUAUCAGCUAAACUUUUUUUUUUCAUGUAAAAACGUAUUCUGCAAAGCAUUUAAAAAAAAAAGAUAUAUAAAAGUUUUGUAAAAUGUAUAUAAAAUGCACACAAAUAAAAAAAAAUUAUUAAAGUUCUAUGAUAAAAUGGGAAUUUAGAUGUAUUGCAGCUAUUUUGAAUUGUUUCUCCUAGCUUUGUUUCCUGAACGACUGAAUCACAUUUCCCCCCUGCAGCUGAGCAGAAACCAAACACCACCACAGGCAACACAUCCAUUAUAAGUAUUGGUCAUGAGAGACAAAACUAUACUCUUGUAUUUAUUUGUUUAUGGCUGUUUUAUGUAAAUGAAGGCCUCCUUUUUAUGACAUGGGUCGGGCUGUGUUUGUAUUGUUUAUUUCAUGUUUUAAGUAUUCUUCAUGUAUAUUUAUCAAUCCCAGUGUUUUUGAGAAAUGUGAAUAUUUGUUGUUUUAGAUGGUAACCACAUAUAUUGUAAAACAUUUUAAAUUGUUGCCAGUAUGA